Molecule: messenger RNA, 4992 nt
Organism: Petromyzon marinus (sea lamprey)
Lineage: Eukaryota; Metazoa; Chordata; Hyperoartia; Petromyzontiformes; Petromyzontidae
Gene: WDR19
Product: WD repeat domain 19
Biological process (GO): intraciliary retrograde transport; cilium assembly
Cellular component (GO): intraciliary transport particle A; cilium
Molecular function (GO): protein binding
Source: RefSeq, a predicted model, not a curated record
GACCCGUAGCGGGCGCGCCACGCGUUGCCACGGUGACGCGGCCGAGUCGCCCCCUCCCCAGGGCUCGGAUAGCGGCUCGCUGAGUGAAGAACCUCGGCUGAACACAACAACAAAAACAACAACAACAAACCAGAGAGGAGUCCGUGCACAAGACGGCUCUCAGGCUCUCAAACACGCCGUCGCGAUGAAGCGUGUGUUCUCUCUCACGGAGAGGAAUAACACUGGAGGUCCAUUGCUGUAUGGCUGGCAGAAGACGCUUGGAAAUUAUCUGGCCCUGUCUGGGUCAGAAAGUUCUGCCAAGAUUUAUGACCGGCAUGGCCAGAAGAUCGAUUUGAUCAACCUUCCCGGAAAGUGCUUGGGGUUUGACUGGGAUAAAGAUGGCGACACCCUUGCCUUGAUUGCGGAGAAGUCGAGCAGCAUUUACCUCUGGGAUGCCAAUACGCACAAAACCAGCCAGGUGGAUAGUGGUAUGAGGGACCAGAUGACAUUCUUGCGUUGGGGACGCUCCUCGGCCAUGCUGGCUGUUGGCACAGCCAAGGGAAACUUGCUCCUUUACAACCAUCAAACUUCACGCAAGAUACCCAUACUUGGUAAGCAUACAAAACGCAUAACAUGCGGUUGCUGGAGCGCCCAAGACCUUCUGGCGCUUGGCAGUGAAGACAAAUCGAUUACUGUCAGCAACCCUGAGGGUGACACUAUACGACAGGCCAGCAUCAGAGCAGACCCAAGCGAGAUGCUUUUUUCUGUGAUGAAAACUGACGAACGAAACAACUAUGGAGAGAAUACGGUGAGUGUUAUGGUAGGAAAGAAGACCCUGUUUCUUUUUAAUAUGAACGAUCCAGACAACCCAAUUGAACUCGCCUUCCAGCCGCGAUAUGGAAGCAUCGUCUCUUACCGCUGGUAUGGCGAUGGCUACAUCAUGAUUGGCUUCUCGCAAGGUUACUUUGUGGUGAUCUCCACGCACAUGCGUGAGAUUGGCCAGGAGCUCUUUCAGGCUCACAACCACAAGGACAGCCUCACCAGCAUUGCUAUCUCGCAAUCACUAGGCAAGGCAGCCUCCUGCGGAGACAACUGCAUCAAGAUUCAUGACCUUUCAGAGCUCAAAGAGAUGUAUGCCAUUAUUACCCUCGAUGAUGAAAUCAAAGGUCUGGACAAGCUGGCAUGGACAGACGAUGGGCAGCUACUGGCCAUCUCCACCCUGCGUGGCUCGUUGCACGUGUUCCUUACCAAGCUGCCUGUGCUGGGGGACACAUUUUCGACGCGAAUUGCUUACCUCACCUCCCUGCUGGAGGUCACCAUUGCCAACUCAGUGGAAGGGGAGCCGCCCGUGACCGUUGCCAUUGACGUGGAGCCCAACUUUAUUGCGGUGGGGCCCUACCACCUGGCCGUGGGCAUGAACAACCGCGCAUGGGUGUAUGCGCUCAGCGAGUCUGGUGCAGUGGAGCGGCUCAAGGACCGUGAGUACCUAGGCACAGUCAGCAGCAUGCGUCUAAACGCUGACUACGCUGCCGCCCUGUUUGAGGGAAAGGUCCAACUGCACAUGGUUGAAGCACAGGGUCCUGAUGGCCAGGAAGAACGUGAGACACGGCUGUUUCCCAGCGGGGAUGAUCGAAGCCGUAUUACAUGUCACGCGCUGACCGCCGACUUCCUGAUCUACGCCACAGAUGCCGGUGGUAUAUUUUACUUUUUUCUGGAGGACUGGCAGUUUGUAAACGAGUACAAGCACAUAGUUGGUAUCCGCAAGCUCUUUCCAGACACCAGUGGAACUCAGUUGGUCAUCAUUGAUGACAAAGGUGAUGGCUACGUCUACAGCCCUGUCAAUGACUCCCUGUUUGAGAUCCCCAACCUAUCACCCACCAUCAAGGGCAUCCUAUGGGAAAAUUUUCCCUUGGACCGAGGAGUCUUUGUAGCUUAUGACGAUGACAAAAUAUACACGUAUGCCUACCACAAGGACACCAUCGCAGGUUCCAAAGUCAUCUUGGCGGGCGGCACCAAGUUGCCCUUCUCACAGAAGCCCCUGCUGCUCUACAACGGAGAGCUGACGUGUCAGACUGGCAGCGGAAAGACCAACAACCUCCUGCUGGGCUCGCACGCCUUCCUGAGCCCCAUGGCUGACAGGCCUCAGCCCGAGUGUGCCCGAUUGCUUACCCAGAGUCUCAUGCUGCGCAGGUUUAAGGAUGCGUGGACGAUAUGUGAGCAACUGUCAGAUUCGGCAGCGUGGAACGAGAUGGCUCGUGCCAGCUUGUAUCACAUGGAGGUGGAGUUUGCCAUCCGUGUGUACCGCAUGCUGUCCAAUGGUGGAAUGGUGCUAGCACUGGAGAAUAUCAAGGCAGUGGAGGAUCACAAUUUGCUUGCGGGACACCUAGCCAUGCUAAGUGAAGAUUUUAACCUCGCACAAGAUCUUUUCCUGUCCUCCAGCAACCCGGUGGCUGCGUUAGAGAUGCGUAGGGAUCUGCAGAAUUGGGACAGUGCCCUUCAGCUGGCCAAGCGUCUGGCCCCAAACCAGAUCCCCUUCAUUUCAAAGGAGUAUGCCAUGCAGCUGGAGUUCACCGGAGACUACGUGAAUGCACUGGCACAUUAUGAGAAAGGAAUAGUUAACGACAACAAUUACACGGAGCACGAUGAGGCAUGCCGGGCAGGUGUGGCGCGAAUGGCUUUGCGCAUGGGAGACAUCCGACGCGGCGUCUCGCUCGCACUCAAACACUCAAGUCGCAUCCUCAAGAGGGACUGUGCUGCCAUCCUGGAGAGCAUGAAGCAAUUCUCAGAAGCUGCUCAGCUCUAUGAGAAGGGGCAAUACCAUGACAAGGCAGCAUCGGUCUACAUCCGCUCCAAAAACUGGGUCAAGGUGGGCGAGCUCUUGUCCCACGUCGCCUCUCCCAAAAUCCACCUACAGUAUGCCAAGGCCAAGGAGGCAGAUGGCAGGUACAAAGAGGCUGCACUGGCCUACGAGAAUGCCAAGGACUACGACGCCAUGAUCCGCGUGCUGCUCGAGCACCUCAACAGCCCUGAGGAAGCCGUGCGUGUCGUGCGCGAGACCCAGUCCAUCGAGGGUGCCAAGAUGGUCGCAAGGUUCUUCCUGCGUCUGAGCGAUUAUGGUUCUGCAAUCCAGUUCCUGGUCAUGUCCAAGUGCAACAACGAGGCGUUCCAGCUGGCCCAGCAACACCAGCAGAUGGAGGUGUACGCCGACAUCAUUGGUGCGGAUGCCACUCCUGAGGACUACCAAAGCAUUGCAAUGCAUUUUGAGAACGAGAAGAAACACUUUCUGGCUGGGAAGUUUUUUCUGUUGUGCCAGCAAUAUUCAAAGGCGCUGAAGCACUUUCUGCUUUGUCAGGGAGCAGACAAUGGGCAAGCUAUUGACAUGGCCAUUGAAACGGUUGGAAGGGCCAAGGAUAUGAUGCUGACAAAUCAUCUCAUUGAUCAUCUCAUGGGAGAGACGGACGGGAUGCCAAAGUCUUCCACAGUGACACUGGAAAAUUGGUAAAGGCUCUUAGACUAUUACAUCUUUGUCUCGUUGUAUUGCUUAGCUUUCUAACAUUCCCAUACUGUGUUGAUACAAUAAGUGUUUAGUGUUCUUACCGGUUCUUUUUUGUGUUGGUUGUUUUUCCAUUCCCUUGUGAUGUUUGCAUUGGCUGCUUGCUACAUUGACCUGUGUUCUUCUUUGCACCAUGCUGCUUUUUAAUCACUGCCUUGCGGUGAGUACCGCCUUGUGCCGACCAAACUGCACCAGAGCAGCACGGUCCACUGAACAGGACUUGCUCUAAUUGGUAGCUCAGUGAUGCUCUCUUUGUGACUAACUUUGCUUCUAUACAAACGAGCUCUCAUGCGACUUGAUAGAAAUUGUAUAUUAGUAUGAACCACUAAUUUUGAGAGUGCAUGUGGACAAAAUAAUACAUCCUGUUUUAUGAAAAACACAACUCAAAAAUAUGCUCCUGUAGAUGCACAAAUUAUUUGUGUGACCUUGAGUGUCCGACACUUGUUUGAAGCUGAAUAAGAGCAAUACACUUUAAAUGUAGGUACUCCUUCGGAGCAUUGUCUGGUGGCAUUGUAUUAAAAUGCACGGGAGUGAGGACAGAUACGUAACUAGAGUGCCAUAUUGCCGUAUUUAGUUGCUUGGCUCUUAACUUUAAAGUUAAUUUUUUGAGUAACAAAGCUUCAAAAAUGUGUCAGACUGUCCAGAGUACAUAGCCUCAGUACAUAUUUGCAAGAUUAGGUCUGUUUGUUUUUUAGUUGUCUUUCUACAUUUGAAAGAGCAAUUAUCAGCCAAGUUAAAUAUUUAAAUUAAGGGUGUUUUUAUUCCUCCCAAUAUGUAUCCAGGAUGCGUUAAUAAAAAACAUUGCAGGAUUGGUAAAUAAUCAUUAUAAUUUGAUUAGCUUAUAGCAUAUUUAUUGCAAAAACUAUUUGUUAGCUACUUUGAAAAUCUGUGAUGGCUUAUGUUUCAAAUGUGGAAUCACAAAGCAUGUUUGAGGGUGGUAAAGUUAACAUUUCUUGUAGAUGGUGGGGUGACUCGGUAAGCUAAUGGGCAUGUCAGUGCACUCAUCUUCCUACUCUGAGAACUCGAGUUAAAUUCCAGGUUUCAGCCACCUGUGUUUAAACCAGUUAACAAUUAAUGCAGAAUACCCCACGUUAACUUUGUUAUUUUAAUUAAUUCGACAUAUUCCAGCUCUGAGAAAAACAUUUUGAUUGUCAUGCAACAAAGGGUAUAUGAAAAGAUGCAAUUCUUAGUGUUGAUUAGAGGCAAUUCAAGGGAGUAGUUUUGUGGCGUCAUCUUUCAUGGGCCAUUCUCUGACGCCAGGUGAUGCUAUUUUUAGUUAAAGCGGUUCCAAAUGGAAAUGUAGUCUUCUCGUGAUCUGACACCAUCUCGUGCGUUGUGGAAUAUAAUUGGGAGAAAAUGGUGAGAAAAUGUCCACAUUGACAUAGAAGGUUGUGCUGUCUGGAUUGUUCUGGGCAUUCAGCACCGUCGGAACUCAGUGUGCCGUGCAUUCCUUUUAAAUG